UUGACAGUUUUGUUUUUUUCUUCUUUUGCUCUGAUGCUGCUGAUGACAGGGGCAAAACAACACACGGCGAGCUGCUCAUUUUAACCAUAAGCGUCGAGCAGAACCUGUGUUUCAUAGCUGCUAGUUCCCUGUUGAUAAAUACGGACAACUACGGGAUGUAGCCAAUAAAAUGGAGUAUGAUGAGAGACUUGCACAAUUUCGUCAAACCCGCCUCAACCCCUUCGAUCGCGGAGAGGAAGAAGAUGGUCCCCAAGGAGGCAAGACGCCACCACAACACGAGGCUAAACCUGAGCUGUUCUCUGGGACUAGAAUCCACAGUUCAGAUCGAACCAUGGACCUCGGCCUAGCUGAGGACCACUUCUCAAGGCCCGUGGGUUCCUUUGUGGCGUCAGACAUUGAACAGCUCAAACUGGCCAUAGAGGAGUGUAAGAAGCUGAUCCUGGAGCUGCCUGAACAUUCAGAGAGACAAAAGGACACAGUGGUCAAACUUAUCCACCUGCGCCUCAAACUUCAGGAACUUAAGGACCCAGAGGAGGAUGAGCCGAAUCUGAGAGUCCUAUUGGAGCACCGCUUCUCCAAGGAAAAAAGCAAAAGCGUGAAACAGACCUGUGACAAGUGUAGCACCAUCAUCUGGGGCCUUAUCCAGACCUGGUACACCUGCACAGGGUGCUACUAUCGUUGCCAUAGUAAGUGUAUGAAUCUGAUCACCAAGCCUUGUGUCAGGUCAAAGGUCAGCCACCAGUCAGAGUAUGAACUAAGCAUCUGCCCAGAAAUAGGGCUCGACCGGCAGGACUACCGCUGUGCAGAGUGCCGCUCACCCAUUUCUCUGCGGGGCGUCCCUAGUGAGGCCAGACAGUGUGACUACACAGGCCAAUAUUACUGCAGCACAUGCCACUGGAACGACACGGCCAUCAUCCCAGCUCGGGUCAUCCACAACUGGGAGUUUGAACCACGCAAGGUUUGUCGCUCCUCGAUGCGCUACCUAGCACUGAUGAUGCCACGACCUGUGCUGAAGCUGAAGGAAGUCAACCCGCUGCUAUUCAACUUUGUGGAGGAGCUGGUUGAGAUCAGGAAACUUCGUCAAGAUAUUCUGUUGAUGAAACCCUACUUCAUCACUUGUAAGGAGGCAAUGGAAGCUCGGCUACUACUACAGCUACAAGACCGGCAGCACUUUGUCGAGAAUGACGACAUGUACUCACUACAGGAUUUGAUUGACAUCUCCAGCGGCAGACUCAGCUGUUCCCUCACGGAGAUCCACACCACGUUUGCUAAACACAUCAAACUAGACUGUGAGCGUUGUCAGGCCAAAGGAUUUGUGUGUGAACUUUGCAAGGAGGGAGACAUCCUGUUCCCUUUUGACAGUCACACCUCAGUCUGCCACGACUGCUCUGCCGUCUUCCACAGAGAUUGUUACUAUGACAACUCCACAACUUGCCCACGAUGUGCCCGAAUGACAGAGCGCAAGCAGGACGAGGAGUCUGACCUAAAAGAAGCAUAACUUUGGAAAGAACCACCUGAUGUUACUGGAUGUUGCACUUUGCCUCAUGAUCAAGAAAGUCUGAUGUUGGUGUUAUAACUAGCUUCUCAUCUUUGUCCUUGUUUCGUGUUUAUGCUGCUGUGUCUUUGUUUUUCCUCUGCACUACAUUAUGAAGCAGGGUGCUUAGGAACCCCACCUGGAGAUUAAUAUAAAUAUAUAUAUAUAUAUUUUUAUCAACCUUUUUGCAUUCGUACCUAAAUUGGUUGUACUGAAGACUGUGUGUGUAUGUUUCUCUUUUGUGUGUGCGUCUGCUUGUGUAAAUGGACAAAUAAAUUCCCUAUUGAGAGAAUCCAUCUAAUCAGUAGGCGAGUGACGACGCAGCCGCCUCAUAUCAACUGCUACAAGCCUCAGAUGCAUAAACCUAUACUGCCAACUUUAAGGUUGCCAUAAGGAUUUUAUUUAAUUUAUUAAGAUUGUAACUCCAGGUUCCUGUGACACAACAACAAAGUGAUAUCAACCAAAAAUUUGCCUUUCAGCUACUCGUUGUUAUUUUUGUUUUUUUAUGGUAGAAUCGUGUGCUUUACUAAAGUUUUAUUUCCAAGCAUCAGUUCAUUAGAUUAUAUAAAAACUAAAAACUGCUGUGCUGAAUUGGUUUACUGGUGGGUGUGGAUUCAUAAACUGUGUCAUUGUUAAACCACUUCCUUCUUCUUUUUACUUACAUCCGUAAUCUAAUGAACUGUUUAACACUUCAAGUCUUAAGUCUUAAGAUAGAAGUUACCAGAUCUUAAACUUAGAUUUUCAGAAUCCAAUUUUCUUUGCUUUGAGUUGGUGAUUAUCCACCCUGUGAUUCAUAAAAUAAUAUGGCUUGUAAAGGUUUAACAGAAAAAAUGUAGUCAUUCAAAUCAUAAUUUUAAAUAUACUAACAGUCGUACUAACAUGUAAUCAAAGCAUGCGUUACCAGUACAGUACAUUCUCUUUUAAAGAAACUUGUAACACUGACAAAGAAGGUGACUGGGGGUCGUUAAAUGUACUUUCUCUUUGUUGAAAGCUGUGAACUCAUUUCAUACUGUCCUGUUAAGUGCAGUGUAGCAGCUAGCCGUGGAUACUCGUGGACACUGUGCCUCAGAUGGAUUACAGAUGUUAUCCAGACAUCUUAGCAUCAUCAUGUCGGUAGUUUCAGUCUUAAUGUAUCUGUAAGACAUUUUUAUCCAGUGGUGACAAACAUGUUAAGUGGCAUCUUUGGCAAUGUGUUAAUGCUUAUUUAAAGUAUUUGUUCUAAAAUAAUGAGUUUUGGCUGUGUUAUCUUUCAGCAUGAUGUACUGUACAUAUGUUUUUUUUUUGUUUGUUUUCAACUAAUGGACAUAGGCCUGGUGUCGGUGAAAGCCGUGUCCUGUUGUAAAAUAUGAAUAGUGCAUGAACAAAGUACUGAAAUUCGACUGUCAUUAUAAUAAACAUCUGAUCAGUAUCGGCACAUA
Molecule: messenger RNA, 2952 nt
Organism: Mugil cephalus (flathead mullet)
Lineage: Eukaryota; Metazoa; Chordata; Actinopteri; Mugiliformes; Mugilidae
Gene: def8
Product: differentially expressed in FDCP 8 homolog
Exons: 12
Coding region: 170-1498 (442 amino acids)
Source: RefSeq, a predicted model, not a curated record